Messenger RNA from Vanessa tameamea, 2839 nucleotides. It is a transcript of the gene Git, whose product is annotated as ARF GTPase-activating protein Git. The transcript is spliced from 12 exons. NCBI's taxonomy places the organism in Eukaryota, Metazoa, Arthropoda, Insecta, Lepidoptera, Nymphalidae. Gene Ontology annotation, biological process: regulation of G protein-coupled receptor signaling pathway; brain development; synaptic vesicle recycling. The record is from RefSeq and is a predicted model, not a curated record. Gene Ontology annotation, cellular component: synapse. Gene Ontology annotation, molecular function: GTPase activator activity; small GTPase binding. The coding region runs from base 129 to 2276 and encodes 715 amino acids.
GUUGACAUUUCGCGAAAUGUUUUAUUUUUGUAUCAAAGUUAAUUAUGUCUAUAAAACAAGUUAUUUCUAUUAAUUAAGUGUUUCUAAAGCUUGUAAUAAGAUAAAGUCUUCCAGGAAACUUAAUAAAAAUGAUGAUAUCACGUUCAAAGCAUCGUUCAUCGGUGGAAGUGUGCUCUGAUUGCGGAGCAUCGGAUCCAUCAUGGGCAUCUAUUAACCGUGGCUUACUACUGUGUGCUGAAUGCUGUAGUGUUCACAGGAGUAUGGGAAGACAUAUUUCACAUGUUAAAUCUUUACGACAAGGGUCUUGGCCUCCUUCGCUUUUAUCUAUGGUGCAAGCACUGACAGCUCAGAAUGUCAACAGUAUAUGGGAACAUUCGUUACUCGACACUUCAGCUCCCAAACAUUUAAGGAAGAAACCACAACCGAAAGAUCCCCUUCACCCAAUAAAAUCUGAAUUCAUACUAGCUAAACACCUAAGGCUAGCAUAUGUGCUAAGAGCAAGAAGAGAUGAACCUCCAAGUGAGCUUGGAAGACAAUUACACAGUGCUGUGAGGAGUUCCUCUCUAGACACUGCUAUGAGACUUCUUGCCCAAGGAGCUGACCCUAACUAUUACAAUCAGGAGAAAGGUAGCACAUGCCUCCAUGUGGCUUGUCGUGCGGGACAGCCCUCGCAGGCCGAGUUGUUAGUGGCGUGGGGCGCCGAUCCAACAGCACGAGAUAGCACUGGCAACCCACCUGCUGACUGCGCUAGACAAGGCGGGCACUCGGAGCUGGCGGAGCGGAUGACGGAGCUGGUGUACGACGCCACGGACCGCAUGAUCCACUUCCUGACGGGCGAGCGCCCGCAGCACGCGGCCGGCCGGCACUACAUCGUGCCGCGCGCGCACGACACGCACGAGAUGACCGACGUCGCCAAGGCGGCGCGCGGGAAGCUGCAGCUGCUGCCGAAUCACCUGUUCGAAGAGCUCGUUAUGGACAUCUACGAUGAAAUAGAUCGCCGGGAAACUGAAGCUAUCUGGCAAACGAGCGCGACCGGGCUGGAGCGAUGCGGGGUGGCGUUCCUGCCGGUCAACCCCGCGCUGUCGGCGCCGCGCAACCAGGGCCGCCAGAAGCUGGCGCGCCUGUCCGCGCCCGAGCUGGCGGCGCUGCUGCGCGACGUGCUGCUGGACGCCACGCGCCGCCAGCGCCUCGCCACGCUGCAGCCCAGAGGUUUGUCCGGACCGUUAAAUCCGUUACUGUCGGCGAGUCAUCUCAAGCACUUUUCCCAAAUGUCCGAUGAUGAGCCCUUAUACGACUCGGUCGCGUCAGACGAAGAUUACGCCGCGCUUGCGCCGAUCGAUUUAGAUAUGUCCAGCGCAGACCCGCGAACCGGCGAGACGGUAUCUUCUACUUACAACCCUUCGCUACCGACUGAACAUUCCAACUUGGAGCUUCCUCGUACCCACUCCCCGAGCCCCGCACACAGCCUACCCGAGCGAAAAACCGAAAUCGAAUCGCUCAAGAAAGAACUAGACAAUCGAGAUUCCACCAUCACAGAACUAAAGAACCAGCUCAAGAACCUUCAAACGAUAGUUGAACAAUUGACGAAAGAGAACAGCGCCUUGAAGACCACCAGCAGUGUCGAUGACGACCAGAGUAUGACCUCUCAAGCAUCGAUAAACGAGAGCAACAACACUCUCGACCUGACUCCUCAAGAGCGAGGCCGGAGCCUGGAGACGGAACAGCUGACGUUGUCCGAGGACGUGGACGUGAGGCAAUCGCUAAAAACUGUUCAGCGACCGGUCAGUAUGUUUGAGGCUAGGGAGGGACCAAAGAAUAACUGGCAGGUUACUAAACACCAGCUAACGAGUAUCCCGGGGCUGGAGCGCUCGUUGACGCAGAGCGCCAUCGAGGGCGCGUCGUGUGUGGGAGCGGGCGCGGACGCGGAGGCGGACACGAGCGUGGAGGUGCAGCGGCGCGCGGAGGCGGUCACGCGCUGCAUACAGGAGCUGUGGGCGGCGGCGCGGCUGCACCGCUCCCGCCUGCCGGAGUGCGCGGAGUCCAUCAGAACCACCGUCGCGUCGCUGCUGGCUCUCUUCCCGCCGAGCGCGGCGGGCGGCGCGGCGGGCGGCGCGGCGGACGGCGCGCUGGGCGGCGUGCUGGAGCAGCUGCGCGCGGCGAGCGAGGCGGUGUCGCGGGCGUGCGGCGCGCGCGCGUCGCUGGACCGCGUGCGCGCCGCCGCCUACGACCUGGCCAAGGCCACCAAGCUGCUCGUGACGCACGUGCAGCCGUCCUAGCGCCCGCCGCGCCCCGCCUCGCUGUAGGCCGGCGCGCGGGCGCUGCUCCGCUGCUGCCUGGCGCUCCGCUAGAGCGGGGUGGCGCUCCGGCGGCGCGGCGCUCGGGGACGAUGUUCGAGUGCGAGACUCGCUUGUUAUUUUCCUCGUGUUCUGUUCGUGCGUGCGAAGGAAAAAUCUGAUUAGUUUAGUGGUGAUGCAUUCGAUAUAUUUUAUUAACCUUGAUGGGUUGUCUACGUCCGAUGUAUUAAAAUGUAUUCGCUAGGAACUUUGAUAAAAAUGUGCUAACGGGCGUGUCUAUUGAGAGAAGAUCGAAGAGCCCUGAAUUUUUUUUAGUACUUUCCAUUUUUAAAUGUUUCUUAAAACUACCUUUCACUACUAUUGAUUCAAGAAAAAAUAUUGACUUUCAUAAAUGUCCAUGUUCUCACAAAUGAACAAAACUGUCAGCCCAAAAUGUUUGUUAUUAUUCGUCGUCUAAUAAGAUUAGUACUUUAUUUUUAAACUGUUUGGUUUUAAAUAUAUUUCAAUGCAAUAUUACGAAAGAUUGCCACUCUGAUUAAUUUACC